Lactuca sativa (garden lettuce) is the source of this 2491-nucleotide messenger RNA. RefSeq lists its product as uncharacterized. Lineage: Eukaryota; Viridiplantae; Streptophyta; Magnoliopsida; Asterales; Asteraceae. The record is from RefSeq and is a predicted model, not a curated record. Gene Ontology annotation, molecular function: RNA binding.
ACAACUCCGACGGAAUUGAAUUCCAUCCAUUCGUCAACCAAACAUCCCAUGUAAUGGAAUCUUGAAUUCCGAUUCCAUUGGAUCCCACAAACCAAACUCGCCCUUAAUCGGACUAAGAGUCUAAAACCCAGAAUUGGGGCAGGUGUAUUUUGGUCUUUUAGUAUUCUGAAUCAUUGUUGCUUUUAUAUAUAUAUAUAGGUUAGUCGUGUCCUUGGCACCUACAGCAUAAAUAUCUUGAGGAUGGAAAUGGAGUGUGGUGCAUGGAUAAAGAUUGAAGCAGGUGCCCCUCCAGGUGGUUCGGAGCAGGAGAAAUUAAUCAACGUAUUUGGUCCACGUGAGAAUGUCAUGAAAGCCAUCAAAUUAAUUCGUGCAAUAACCUAUGAGCCCACGGAAGCUUCUGCAGCACAAGAAGAAUUGUGGCGGGAGUUUAACGAGCCUUGUUGGCGUGAGUAUUUUGAACGUAAUGAAUUAGCUGAAGAAGCCCAGCCCCAGGUUGAGGAAUAUUCCGGUGCACCGGAGAGGCAGGCUGAGGAAGGUGGUUCCGGUCAUAUAUCAGAAAGAGCUACCCAAGAGAGUGAAUAUUCAUCAGAAAAAAAGGAAAAGCGGCAAACUAGUACUUUUCUACGAAUGAAACCAGAGGGAUCUAAAUCGAAAGAGACAGUAGAAGGAGAGUUUAAAAUACCAAAAUGGAGUCAAACUUUUGGACAUAUCAAACCUGUUCAUGAUGAAUCGAAAAUAUUAGGGAAGGAGGAAGGUGGUUCCGGUGUAACAGAAAAAGAGCAUGUCGAUGAACCUGAAUCUGAAAGUGAAAAAGGAGAAGCCAAGCUUAAGGAAUAUUCCGGUGAACUGGAAAAAGGGAAGCAGGCUGAGGAAGGUGGUAUCAUUGAGCCGAAAAUAGAAAAGAAUGAGCAUGAUGUUAAAGAAGCAGAAGCUGAAUCAUUAAAAAAGAAGUCAAAAAAACUUAUUAUACGACUUAAGAAAUCUGGUGGUGGCGAGGGAUCUAAACAAACACAAACAAAAGAAGGGAAGGAUAAGGAAUCCGGUGAAGGGAAGCAGGCUGAGGAAGGUGGGCCCAUUGUAAUAGAAAAAGAAAAGCAGCCGGAGCAUGUGCGUGAAGAAGCUCAUGAUUCUGCAAAAACUGAAGAUGACAAAGAAGGUGAUUAUAGAUCAAAGGAGAAGAGACAGGUUGAGGAUGUUGAGCAAGCAAAAUCCGAAAAGGAAAAAGGAGGCAAAUUGAAAAUGGAGCAAAAGGCAAAGGCAGCAGCAAGAGACAAAUAUCCGAAAGCCAAAAUUGAAGAACCAAAUCUGCGGUUACCCAAAGCGUUGCUGAAGCCUGAUAGUGAUUCCACAGCCGAUGAUCUCACCUAUAUGAAAAUUUUUGAAGAUGAUGCACGGAGAGCUCAGCAUCUUGCUGAGGCAAUUGCUGGAGGGGCGAAACUUGAUAGGAAAGUGUAUCGCAUUCGUAAUAAAGAACUAGUCAAAUUCAUUGGGAAAGAUUUUGAAGGGAUGAGUGAAGUUCAUAAAGCCUCAAAAGCCACAAUUGGGAUCUUAGCUGAUUCUGAAUCCAAUCUUCAUAGUCAUUCAUAUAUUGAUUUGGUGGGUACUGUUGAAGAAGUUAAUUCUGCUGAAGGACUCAUCUUAGAUAACAUACUAAAGACAUAUAGUACAUUGGCUUAUCCAGUAAUUCUGAUGCCGCCAACCAUUUAUGGGGACCACAUCAUCAUUCCUGUCAACAAGGUUAUUGGUGUCCUUGGGAGCUUCGGCACUAAUAUCUUGAGGAUGGAAAUGGAGUCUGGUGCAUGGAUAAAGAUUGAAGCUGGUGCCCCUCCUGGUGGUUCAGAACGGGAGAGAUUGAUCAAUGUAUUUGGUCCACGUGAGAAUGUCAGCAAGGCCAUCAAAUUAAUUCGGGCAGUAACCUACGAGCCCACGGAAGGUUCUGCAGCACAAGAGGAAUUGUGGCGGGAGUUUAAUGAGCCUUGUUGGCGUGAGUUUUUUGAACGCAAUGAAUUAGCUGAAGAAGCCGCCAUGCAACAGGUUGCCGGGGAAUCAGAAAAGCAAAAGCAGCAGCAGCCGGUUUUGUCUGAUCAUCAUAGUAAGAACAAAUCUGGUGAUGAUGGGGAAUCAGAAAAGACCAAGUCAAAAAAACCUCUUUCGGCGCAACAUCAACAUGGAUUGAGUCAAACUUUUCUAAGAAGGAAAUCUCUAUCAGAGGGUUCUAAAAGAACUUCUCUAUCAGCUGGUGAAGAACCUAGUUUGAGUCAAACUUUUGGACGCUUAAAAAUUGGUGGUGGUAAAUCCGGUGAUCAAUUGGAAAAAGGGAAGAAGCAGCAGGCUGAGGAAGGUGGUUCAAAUUCAAAUGUAAAAGAAAAAGAGCAUCAUGCUAAAGAAGAAGCUGAAGGUGAUGAACCAAAAGAGAAAAGUGACAAGGAUGUUUCUGCAAAGAAUAAGGAAUAGGAAUCUCAAGGGUCAGCAGAGUGAACAUUGUGUGCCC